Messenger RNA from Kwoniella shivajii, 1131 nucleotides. RefSeq lists its product as uncharacterized. Gene Ontology annotation, molecular function: L-ornithine transmembrane transporter activity. The transcript is spliced from 5 exons. NCBI's taxonomy places the organism in Eukaryota, Fungi, Basidiomycota, Tremellomycetes, Tremellales, Cryptococcaceae. The coding region runs from base 1 to 1131 and encodes 376 amino acids. Gene Ontology annotation, biological process: mitochondrial L-ornithine transmembrane transport. Gene Ontology annotation, cellular component: mitochondrion. The record is from RefSeq and is a predicted model, not a curated record.
AUGGGCGCAGAAGACGGACCAUCAAACGCAUUAGAGGAUAUUCUAUUUGGGAGUGCGGCUGGAAUGAUUGCCAAAGUAUUUGAACAUCCUUUUGAUCUAGUUAAAGUAAGAUUACAAUCUCAACCUACAGAUAGACCAGCAACUUUUACUGGACCAUUGGACUGUUUCAACCAGACUAGGAAAAGGGAAGGAUUUUUCGGACUAUAUAGAGGACUUACAGCUCCUCUGAUAGGCGCAGCUUGCGAAAACGCAACCUUAUUCGUGUGCUACAACAAAUGGAAAGACCUCAUAGUCACUCUAAGACCCGAAAUACCAGGUUUGAUAUCGGGGAAGGGGAAAGCUAGAGAAUUGACCACACCUGAAAUAGCUAUUGCAGGUGGUGGUGCUGGAUUCAUGGCCAGUUUUGUAUUAACACCCAUCGAGCUCAUUAAAUGUCGAAUGCAAGUUCAACGUUUAUCACUUGAAGGAGCUGUAUCCUCAUCUGUCUCUUCUAUCAAAGCGUCACCUGAAAUUGGUUCACAUCCAUUCGCUACCACCCCACAUAUCCCUUCUUCAGCUGCCGCAUCUUCCACCCUAGCCACAUCAAGUAUGGCACAUUCACUGAAACCAAAACUACUAGGACCUGUGGGAUUGACAGGUGAUGUGAUCAAACGGAAUGGCGUCAAAGGAUUGUGGUUAGGUCAAACAGGAACGUUGUUCAGAGAAACAGGUGGAUCAGCAGCAUGGUUCGCAACCUUUGAAUAUGUUGCCAAAAAAUUCAUCUCACGUAGACAAAAGAUUCAAGAUGAGGAUAUCGGAUCGACAAUGGUGACGACGAAGAAGAAAGUGACGAAAGGAGAUUUAGCUAAAUGGGAAUUAAUGUUAUCAGGAGCGAUGGCAGGUAUAGCAUAUACUGUCUCAUUAUUUCCGGCAGAUUCGAUAAAAUCAGCGAUUCAAACUCAUUCAGAAUUAAACCCAAAUAAACCUUCACCAUCUUUCAUCUCAAUGGCAAAAAUAAUCUACAAAUCGAGAGGAAUAAAAGGUUUAUAUGCAGGUUGCGCAACUACAAUAGCUAAAAGCGCUCCUAGUUCAGCAAUGAUAUUCGUCAUCUACGAAACCUUAGAAUCCAAGUUCGGUGGUUUCUUAGGAUAA